Vicia villosa (hairy vetch) is the source of this 1744-nucleotide messenger RNA. Its product is annotated as probable E3 ubiquitin-protein ligase ZFP1. Gene Ontology annotation, molecular function: zinc ion binding; ubiquitin protein ligase activity. Gene Ontology annotation, biological process: ubiquitin-dependent protein catabolic process. The coding region runs from base 567 to 1394 and encodes 275 amino acids. The record is from RefSeq and is a predicted model, not a curated record. The transcript is spliced from 3 exons. Lineage: Eukaryota; Viridiplantae; Streptophyta; Magnoliopsida; Fabales; Fabaceae.
UAGUAACACAAUUUUUUUUCUUUAAAAAUACAAAUAACCAGAUCCAUAUAAAUAAAUAAAUUCCCUCAAACCCAAUUAAACUGAAAAUUAAAUUUUAUGUUAAUUCUAUUGUGCUAAUGGCAGUUAUGAUGACCUUUGUUAAAUCCAUCAUCCAACGCAAGUUAGCUCUUAAGACUGCAACUGAUUAAUCAUUACUAGUUUUCAUGAUAUCUAUAAUACAAAUUCUAAGCUAGUGUUGAUGCAAUUUUCCCAUCCCCUAUAAAAAAUUACUAAUAAACAAAGCAUCUAUUAUUAACGCAUUAAGAACAUGAUUCUUUGUUGAUAUCUUUUGUUUUAACCUGGAGUAAACAUCAUGCUUUGAAUCAGAAUAGGAAACAGCUCAAAAGUAAGAAUACAUAGAAGUGACAACGUUACAUAUUACUUAGCAUAUAUUCUAAUCAGACAGCUAAAAUGAACAUAGCCAUUAAUUUCUAAUGUUCACACAUGAAGCAAUAUUUGCAUACCCCUUAAGUAAGAAAAGUAAGAAAAGAAUAUAUACAUGAUCAGUUGAGGAGGAAGGUGAAACCAUGAGUCGCAACAUGAACAAUUUCACGCCUUUGCCGGGGCUUUGGAGAACAGGUUCUAGAGCCUAUGAUGAUGCUCCUCACACUUCCAGUAAUACUCAUCAAUCCAAUGAAGUUCCUGUGUUUUACCGAUCUCGUCACUCUACUAGGACCAAUGAUGAGAGGAGUUUAGGUGCACAAGAUCCAUUAAGGUUGUGGGAAAUCAGAAGAACUCCUACAGAACAUCAUAGAGCAUCAAAUUUUCCAGCACAAACUCAUAGAAGACAACAAACUUAUGUUCCUAAUGAAGAAAUGGGAAGAAGAGGUUUCAACCCAUCGAGACUCGGACAAAUUUUCCAGCAUUCACCUGUAAGAUCGACAUCAACGCAUCAAACAAACACACAAGUUCCACAUGUGGUAGAAGAUUCCAAAUCAACUAUUUUAAGCAAGUUACGGAAAGUAGUCUAUAACCCUAUGCCAACGCAGUUAGCUAGAAAAGUGAGCUUAUAUUAUAGAGGAAAUGCUUCGAAUGGUUUGAAAGAGAGUGUGAAAGAAAAGAAUGAAGAUGGUAUGAAAUGUGCUAUUUGCUUGGAAGAUUUUGAGACUAAAGAAGAAGUGAUGCUUACUCCAUGCAACCACAUGUUCCAUGAGGAUUGUAUUGUAACUUGGUUAACAAGCAAAGGUCAGUGUCCUGUGUGUAGGUUUGUGGUUUUUGAGGAAGUGAAGGGAAAUUCAUCUUCCUUAAAUAGGAAUGACAUUGCCAAUUGGGAACCCAAUGGCAUGAUCUCUGGAGAGCUUUUGUCAAUUUUGAGGGCCAUGGAAGAAGCUUUUCAAGUAGAGGGCAUGGAUUAAUGUUAUAAAAGUCAAACCGAAUAUUGAACUAAUGAGACUUCUCUGGAUCAUGGUUCAAUCGUCUUAAACGUUCAAUCCAUAACGAAAGGAUUGAACCGUCUGAAGUUAAUGUUAGUUCAAGGUUUAAAGGAUUGAACCGUCUGAUUUGGUUUUGUUUCUGAAACAGAUAUAGUGUUGAUUUUGAUGGGUUUAAUUUAUGAGCGACAAUGAUAAUUUGCUAUAGCUUAGUAUGCACUGCUUGUUAUUUUAAUUCUAUUUGAUUUAUAUAACGGCAUAAAAAUAUACAUUAGUUUUUUUGUUCAAUUUCGAAUGGAUGAAGUUGUGGAUGAAGUUGUCUGGUCCAAUUUUGA